AUGAGACGGUUUAGUACUGGAAACAAUAUUCUGCGUACAUCACAGAUUGUUAAGGAUACCAUUCCCAGCACUUCAAAUUCGGGUUCACAGGUCAGUUUCAAACUAGUCAAUAAUCCACCAACAAUAGCAUCCCUAUCCAUAUCACCUCACAUUCCAGUUUACAUUAGAAAAGGUUGUCUGGUUUCAAUAUUCAACAAUAAUGAUUAUUCUAAUUUGUUCAUAAGAAAUGAAUUUACAAAUUUUUGGUCAAAUGCUUUAAAUUUAAGUUUCAAUCAAUAUCAUAAACUCUAUUCCAAUCAUAAUUCAUUCAAUUGCUUGGUCUCAACUAAUACAAAAAUUAAUAAAAACAGACAAUCUACGUUGUACCACCUCAAUCUAGAUGGUACUAUGGAUUGGAAUGUUACGGGUAGGGAUUCCAUCUUGGCAUUUGAAAAAAAUACAAGUCUAGACAUUGUACCAUCAUCUUCCUUAAAAUUUCAAAACAAAUUAUCAAAUUUUAAUUUACUAAAAGGUAAAGGGAAUCUCAUAAUCAAUGGUAUAGGUUCUAUUAUCAAAAUUGAUCUAAAAUCCCCCAAUGAUGAAAUUUUAUUAAAUACUAAAAAUUUAUUAGCAAUAAGUGGUAAAUCACAAUUAGAUAUUAACAAGUCUAUUGCGGAAAUAAAAUUAUCCCAUGGAAUAGUACAAAAUUAUCGUGCACAAACUUUAUCGGCCAAGAAAGAUUAUCAAUUUUAUAAAACAUUGGGUCACAACAUCUACCAUUGGCUACUGUUGAAAUUUAGAUUACUCAAAUAUGGAAGUCCCUUGAAAUUUGUCAAAAUCACUGGUCCAAGAAACAUUCUUAUCCAGAGUUUCAAUAACACUGUCAUAGAUCCAAGUAUCGACUAUACUUUACCACCUCUACCACCAGACUCUUCAGAAGCAAGUGUAGGCUCCAAAAUAAACGAUGUAAAGAGCGACGUGAAGUUCGCAAAUGUAUAUAAAGAUGGCCGAAUUAAAUUCGAGAGUAAAUAG
Messenger RNA from Kazachstania africana CBS 2517, 1011 nucleotides. It is a transcript of the gene AIM24, whose product is annotated as Aim24p. The transcript has a single exon. The record is from RefSeq and is a predicted model, not a curated record. The coding region runs from base 1 to 1011 and encodes 336 amino acids. Gene Ontology annotation, biological process: inner mitochondrial membrane organization. Lineage: Eukaryota; Fungi; Ascomycota; Saccharomycetes; Saccharomycetales; Saccharomycetaceae. Gene Ontology annotation, cellular component: mitochondrial inner membrane.